Molecule: messenger RNA, 1257 nt
Organism: Elgaria multicarinata webbii
Lineage: Eukaryota; Metazoa; Chordata; Lepidosauria; Squamata; Anguidae
Gene: TMEM138
Product: transmembrane protein 138
Exons: 5
Coding region: 176-664 (162 amino acids)
Cellular component (GO): cilium
Source: RefSeq, a predicted model, not a curated record
GUCUCCAUGGGGACAGGCGGCGGCGGCGGCGGCGGCGCGAGGUUUGGAGUCUCGGCUUUAAGGAGUGAUGAGUGAUUGCACUGGAGGAAAAAUCUGGGACCACUCUGUAGUAUGAGCAUGAGCUGGCACUGUUUGGGAUGCAGACAUUGAGGUCCCACAACUCUAGGCAAGGAAGAUGCUCCAGACCAGCAACUAUAGCCUGGUGCUCUCCUUGCAAUUCAUACUGCUGUCCUAUGACCUUUUUGUCAACUCGUUCUCGGAACUGCUGCGCAUGGCUCCUGUCAUCCAGCUUGUGCUCUUCAUCAUUCAGGAUAUUGCCAUCCUCUUCAAUGUCAUCAUCAUCUUCCUCAUGUUCUUCAAUACCUUCGUCUUCCAGGCUGGCCUGGUUAAUCUUCUGUUCCACAAAUUUAAAGGCACCAUCGUUUUGUCAGCAGCAUACCUUGCUUUAAGCAUAUUUUUCCACAUCUGGGUAAUGAACCUCCGCUGGAAAAAUUCCAACUACUUUGUGUGGACAGAUGGGCUGCAAGCCCUCUUUGUUUUCCAGAGACUGGUGGCUGUACUCUAUUAUUACUUCUACAAGAGGACAGCUGUGCACCUGGGUGACCCUCGUUUCUACCAGGACUCACUUUGGCUACGGAAAGAGUUUGCUCAUGUUCAUAGUUGACAACUGCUUUGGAGUUAUCUGGAACAGAGUUCAAUCUGCUGGGAUGUCAAUGAGACCUUACCAGUAUCUUACAGCACAUUUCCCCUUCCACAAUUUGUGUCCUAGAAUCUGGUUCUAAAUCUUUUACUGUCAGAUGACUUCAUUCCUUUUCUAAGGUCAAUGCACUUCAGAUUUCUCAUCAAUGAAACUGCGGUUCUGGGUUCUGGUCUGUGGAUUCCAUAUUUGCUGCUACAUGCUUCUCAACCUCCAAGCACUCCACAUUCUUCCUUUCAGUUCUGAAAACUGCACUCUUUGGAAUUGGCUGCAACCUUACUGAGGAACAAUCUGAAGUGCCAAAUGGGUUUGGCUGAGAACUCAACGACUAGCAAUAGCACAGUUUCCUUCUGGGAAUAUUCCCUUAUGCUAUGUUACCCUCCGUCUGACAAAAGGGUCUCCUGCCUUCUUAGUACCACUGGCAGCAUGACUAGGUGUAAAAGGACUAUGCUCUAGCUUUGCAGUAUUUGGCCUGGGCAAGUGUACUCUCAUUGACUUGUUAGCUUUUGUACUUGUGUUUUUAUAAAGUGUGAGAAAAUAAAUCAGCUCUUUUCCAGAAA